Molecule: messenger RNA, 1185 nt
Organism: Chara braunii
Lineage: Eukaryota; Viridiplantae; Streptophyta; Charophyceae; Charales; Characeae
Source: the annotation of a GenBank genome assembly
GGGGGCCAAUCGGGAGGUGGAAAGGAAGGUGGAGUGACUGCGGCCGGUACUGUGGGGUAAUACCGGAGCAGGGCAAGGUGCUACCAAUGGAGACCGGUGGUAACCAAGGGAGUGGCCAAGCAAGUGGCCUCCAAAACGACCAUCCUACUGCGCACUCGCAGGAUGGCCAGAAAGGUCCGGCUGCUAAUGCGUUUCCAGGACCUGGCAACAGAGCUUACUUCACAAAGGAGUAUAUGGAUAUUCUAGAAAGCAUCAAGAUUAACAAGGCUAUCGAAGAAGCUCGAAAGAAGAUCAAUGGGAACCGCCGAGGCGGUAUCUGCAUAACGGAGAACAGGGAGCAGCCAGAACCACCAGUACCAAGAAGUGCUGACAAGAAUGAAGAACUCAAGGCCUGGGUUACAACUACCCUCGGAGAUUCACUGAAGCAGCUCACCGAAAAGUUGGAGAAUGUAGACCAAAAGGCGAAGCUCCCCGCCGGAGAGAAAGCCGAACUGGAGAGACUGAGAGCGGAGAAGCAUGAAGACAAGGCAGACCAGGACCCAUCUGGCAGUGAAAAACGCAAGAGGGCGAGAAAUCGAACACCAGCGAAAGCAUCUCCGAAACCUUUGCGCGCGAAGGAGCGCUCGCGUACCAAUGUGAAAGCAGCUACCCGAUCCAAGAAAAGGAUCAAAGUAUCGUCGGAUGAGGAGAGUGACGAGUUGGGGAAGCUUAAGCAGAACUUGGAGAAGAAAAUGGAAAGUAGCACGGAAUUGGCGGAGAUAAAAGGGAUGCUCAUGAUGUUGAUGGGGGAGAGGGAAAAGGAAAAAGGAAAGUGCAAAGUAGAAGGAAAGGACCAGGGUUGCGAAACGAAGGUCGAGCAUAGCGAGGUUACGAAGGACAAUGGUUUUCGAGCGCAUGUCACCAGCGAGGAAGAAGACGAAGGCGGCCUUGCGAUGUAUAUGAAGCUCCGAUUAGACUUUUAUAGCUUCCUGCACUAUACGCACGUCCAGGAUCUGUGCAAAGAGAAGGACAUCACAUACUACCGCCGUCUACCGGAAGGAAAUCGGCGCGUGGGAACUGGCAAAGAUCGACCUCCAGGAGUGCGUGGAUAGCCUGGAGCAAGCCAAGCCUACCCAAGCAGCCGAGUGUUCCAGAGCGAGAGAAGCAGACGCAACUUCCCGAAACUCCGAUAAUCCAGACGCAACU